Messenger RNA from Fonsecaea nubica, 507 nucleotides. RefSeq lists its product as hypothetical. The transcript is spliced from 4 exons. The coding region runs from base 1 to 507 and encodes 168 amino acids. Lineage: Eukaryota; Fungi; Ascomycota; Eurotiomycetes; Chaetothyriales; Herpotrichiellaceae. Gene Ontology annotation, molecular function: oxidoreductase activity. The record is from RefSeq and is a predicted model, not a curated record.
AUGACGACGCCUUCCUUUCCUAUUCAGCAUGACUUUGCCCUGAAGCAGCUAACCCCAAACUCCAAGCCUAACUACCAACCGUACGUAAAGUUGAGCUUCUUCUUCCGGAAAAGACCCGACAUCAGUCAUGAGGAUUUCCACAGACAUUGGGAAACGGUGCAUGCGGAUUUGGCCGUGGCAUCAAAGGCAUUUGCGCUCAACAUCAAACGAUAUACUCAAUUCCAUGCACUUCCUGAGUGCAAGGAAGCGGCAAAGACUCUAAUCGAGGGAAUGGAGCUGUUGGAAUAUGACGGUUGUAGUGAAAUUUUGGUCUCAUCUAUUGAGGAUGCCGCAGCGUUCUUUUCGAGCCCAGAAUACGUCGAAAAGAUGAACAGCAAGUCAAUGCCCGGCUCACUCCGCUUCAUGAUCGGAUAUGACAAUUUGAUCUUCGGUCUGGGUUUACCGAUUCCAGAGGCCACAGACGGCAUCCAGCCCAGGGACUUGGAGACGGCACUUAAACAAGAGUGA